GUGUUUCCGGAGGGACUUCAAAACGGAAGGCACGAACCGGAAGUGCAGCGGCGGGUCUUCCGGCCCACAAGAGGGCGCCGUUCGGGCGGGGCGCGGCGGGACCGGGCGGCCGCGAUGAAGCGCGAUCGGCGCGGGCGGUUCCUGGCGGCAACGGGCGGCACCGGGGCGGCAUCACCCGAUGGACGGGGGCGGCCAAGGGACAAAGGGGAUGAGGAGGAGCGGGAGACCGGGACCGGACCGACCGCGGGGUGGGAACCGGUGGCGGCGGAGGAGUCCGGAUGGGCACGGCCCGGCGGGGCGGCGGACGGAGGGGUCGGCAGAGCGCUGAGCACCGGGUACUGCCGCCUCUGCCACGGCAAGUUCUCAUCCAGGAGCCUGCGCAACGCCUUCGGGAAGGUCCCUGUGAUGGGGGAGAACUCGGAGAAGCAGCGCCGCGUGGAUCAGGUUUUCUUCACGGAUUUCCAGCGGCUCGUGGGGGUCGCGGUGCGUCAGGACCCAGCGCUGCCGCAGUUUGUCUGCAAGAAAUGCCACGCUCAGUUCUACAAGUGCCGCAGCGUCCUCAGGACCUUCAUUCAGAGGGUGAACGCGUCCCCCACCGGCCACGUCAAGUCGAAAGGAAAGAGCGGUGCGGCCCCGGCCCAGCCUGGUGUGGAAGGAGGUGCCUCCUGUCUGGUCGACCUGAUCACCUCCAGCCCGCAGUGCCUGCACAGCCUGGUGACGUGGGCACACGCACACGCCGGGGGCUGCCAGUCGGUGCCGAGCCUGCAGAGCGUGCUGUCCUCUGAGUACUGCGGGAUCAUCCGUGCGGUCUGGGGCUGCGGGGACGGGCACGACUACGUCAUGGACACGGAUUCUGACUGUAGCACAGUGCUCGUUGAUAAUGCCUUGGCUGUCAAACGGGAGUGGAACAAGAGCAUGGCGCAGCGCUUGACGGACAACGGGGCGGACAAUGCUGAGGCUGUUCCUGCUCCCAAACCCCAGCAUGCUCCAGUAAGGACAACUCCUUGUCAGCAGCCCGCAAACAAAGGGACCGCAGCAGUGCCACUGAAGUUGGAGAAUGAGCCAUCGCAGAACAGGGAUUCAUCUCAUUCUCAGCAGGACAGCACAGCCUCGUUACAGGAGAAAGCCUUGCCCCAGCCCGUGUCACCACUGAGCGGUGCCACAGGACAGUUGAGUGGGAAGCAGGUUCUGUCUACAACGUCGGAUGAGCGGGUAAAAGACGAGUUCAGUGACCUUUCUGAGGGAGACUUCUUGAGCGAUGAUGAAAUCGAGAAGAGAAACAUUCAAUCUUCAGACGACUCCUUCGAGCCUUACCCGGAGAAAAAGGUUUCCAGCAAGAAAAGUGACAGCAAAGAAGCAAAGAAAGCAGAAGAGCCCAAAGUAAGGAAGAAGCCGGGGCCAAAACCAGGCUGGAAAAAAAAAAUCAAAUGUGAAAGGGAGGAGCUGCCUACCAUUUACAAGUGUCCUUACCAGGGCUGCACAGCUGUGUACAGGGGCGCAGAUGGCAUGAAGAAACACAUCAAAGAGCAUCAUGAAGAAGUUCGGGAGAGGCCCUGUCCUCACCCAGGCUGCAACAAGGUGUUCAUGAUCGACCGGUACCUACAGCGUCACGUGAAGCUCAUUCAUACAGAGGUACGCAACUAUAUCUGUGAUGAAUGUGGGCAGACCUUUAAGCAACGCAAACACCUCUCAGUCCAUCAGAUGCGGCACUCAGGAGCAAAGCCCCUCCAGUGUGAAAUCUGUGGCUUCCAGUGCAGGCAGCGAGCAUCACUCAAGUACCACAUGACCAAACACAAAGCGGAGACCGAGCUGGAGUUUGCCUGCGACCAGUGUGGGAAACGUUUUGAGAAGGCCCAUAACCUUAAUGUCCACAUGUCUAUGGUGCAUCCUCUGACCCAGACUCAGGACAAAACCAAGCCCCUGGAGUCAGAGCCCGUUCUCCUUUUAAAUACAUCAGGGACUUCAGAAAGCCAGGCAGUAAAGCCAGAAGUGACUGCACAGCAAGAGCCCACCUGAGGAGGAUGGGGAAGCUUUCCCAGUCUGGCCCCAUAGAAACUAUACGUCAGAGUGGAGAUUUUUAAUCUACAUUUUAGUCUCCAAAGAACUCAAUGGAAUUAGCUUCAGCUUGCUCAGAAAAAAGCUUGUUAUGCUGUGAUUCUCCAUGCUCACGUCUGAUUCAGCAGUGUUGUACUAAGUCUGUCUAAUCCAAGGGGAGUGGAUGCUCGGCGGCGCCCCUUUGUUGUCCCCCCUUCUCCCUACACACACAGUUGUAGAAACAAAGUUGGCCCACAACUGUUCCCAAACUGCACAAGCUGCUGCCUGCUCAGAAUUGCCCUCGAGUGGCUGUAAGGUACGUGUGAUGGUGGAGCAACUUAAAGCAGGCAUUUUGUUUUGGGGAGAAAAACAAAAAAAAAAGAAAAAAAAGAAAAUCCCAAAGCAAGUCUAAACUGAAGUUUGUAACCUACUUUUUAUUGUAAUAAGAGCUUCAUGGUUAUGCUUGUAAUAAAUUAUUUACAAAGUAAUUGGAAAGAAACAGCA
Coturnix japonica (Japanese quail) is the source of this 2538-nucleotide messenger RNA. RefSeq names its product zinc finger protein 276 (gene ZNF276). The record is from RefSeq and is a predicted model, not a curated record. Gene Ontology annotation, cellular component: transcription regulator complex; nucleus; PcG protein complex. Gene Ontology annotation, molecular function: DNA-binding transcription factor activity, RNA polymerase II-specific; zinc ion binding; RNA polymerase II cis-regulatory region sequence-specific DNA binding. Gene Ontology annotation, biological process: regulation of transcription by RNA polymerase II. Lineage: Eukaryota; Metazoa; Chordata; Aves; Galliformes; Phasianidae.